Cervus elaphus (red deer) is the source of this 1980-nucleotide messenger RNA. RefSeq names its product receptor transporter protein 3 (gene RTP3). The coding region runs from base 261 to 1136 and encodes 291 amino acids. The transcript is spliced from 2 exons. Lineage: Eukaryota; Metazoa; Chordata; Mammalia; Artiodactyla; Cervidae. Gene Ontology annotation, molecular function: olfactory receptor binding. The record is from RefSeq and is a predicted model, not a curated record. Gene Ontology annotation, biological process: protein targeting to membrane; detection of chemical stimulus involved in sensory perception of bitter taste; protein insertion into membrane. Gene Ontology annotation, cellular component: cytoplasm.
CCUUUGGUAAUGUUUCGCUGGAUGAAGCCACACAUUCCGCAUCUUUUAAAAUCCCCCAUGGAUCCACGUCCUGUACUUGAAACUGAGCCAGAAUCAACUGACCUUUGUCCCUGAGGCAAAGAUUUGGUUCCGGAGCCCGGUCCAGGGACAUAAGGAUAGAGUGGAUCUGAGCUCUUCUAAAGUAGGAAACCUCACGUCGCACUCCAGAUCCGUCAGAGCCGGGGAGACACUGCCACACCCAGCUCACUCCGACAGCAGAGAUGGAUCUGGACAUGAAGGUGUGGAAGCGAGUGUUCCAGGAAUUAAUUCAGGAGGUGAAGCCGAGGCACACAUGGCAACUCACACUGGACAAAAGCCUUCUUCCUAACAUCCUGAAGCCAGGGUGGGCACAAUACCAGCAGUGGACCUUCGCCUGGUUCCAGUGCUCCUUGUGCUCUCGAAAUUGGGCCUCCGCCCAAGUUCAGGUCCUUUUCCACAUGCACUGGAGUAAGGGUGAAUCCAUGGGGCAGGUGAAGAUGAGAGUCUUUGCCCAGAGAUGUCAGAAGUGCUCCCAGCCUUCGUUUGAGGUUCCCCAGUUCACAGAAGAGAAUAUCUCAAGGAUCCUGAACAACCUGGUGUUGCAAAUUCUGAAGAAAUGCUAUAGAGAAGGAAUUAAGUUUGUGAAGAGUCCUAUGAUCAAGGACGUUGCUCUCCAAGGGCCACAUAACAGUGACAACUGCGAGGCAUGUCUGCAGGGCUUUUGUGUCCAGAAUGACGUCGGUCCGGCCGUGCAGUCCCCUACAGCCCUGUCAUUUCCCACAAUAAGCUCACCCACCCUCGGGAUCACCGCUGAAAUGCCUUCUCCCAUGAGUGGGAGCACCAGAGGGGAGGCAGUAAAGAAAAAGAAGGUACUGCCCAGAUCGUGGUUUCCUGAGCCCACACCAGCUGGGAGCCUCCCUACUGCCUGGAGCCCAAGAACAAACACCAGUUUCCAGAAGGAGAAAAGAGACCAUGAUUCCUCCUGCGACCAGAGCUUCUAUUCCCACCCAGCCCAGCAUCCCAGGAGCACAGGCAUGCGUUGCUGCUGUUUUAUCCUAAUUUUAAUUGUAAUUAUAAUCAUCAUCAUAACUGUAAUUGUGGUAAAAGUCACUAUCUGAGCCUCAAAAGCUUGAUCAGUGAGUUUAAAAAAUCAGACAUGCAGUCAUCUACUAUAUAAUCCCACUGAUGCAAAAUAUUCAGAUUAGGUAAAUCUACAGACAGGAAGUAGACUUGGGGAUGCCAAUCAAAGGAUGGGGAAAAAGGUGGGAGGGGGGUUCAAGAUGGGGAACACAUGUACACCCAUGGCGGAUUCAUGUCAAUGUAUGGGAAAACCAAAACAAUAUUGUAAAGUAAUUAGCCUCCAAUUAAAAUAAAUUUAUAUUUAAAAAAAAGGAUGGGGAAAGGGGAAAUGGUGAAUGACUAUAUAAUCUAUAUGGUUUUUUGGGGGGGUGACAGAAAUGUUUUAGAGGUGAUGGCUGCAUAACACUGUGAAUGCACCAAAUGCCACUGCAUUGUUCGCUUUAAAAUGGUUAAUUUAAUGUAAAGCUCCCCUCAACGGGAAAAAACAAAACAAAACCAAAAACACUGCAAUUUCAUUCGUUCUCUACAGAACUGGGACUGAGGCAUUUAUGGCCCAUGGAACCAUUUGGAAAUUUCAUGAAACCCCAGGCCCCUCUCACCAGAAAAUUUUGCACAGAUCCUCUGUUGUCAGUCUGUGGAGGUGUUUCCUGUUCAAAGCAUUUGCCUGAAAAUCUGGGUUCUAGGUCAGAGGUCUCCACUGAGGUGCUAACACACAGUUGAGGGGUGUGGCAGAAAGUUCCACCACGGUCAGCAGUUUUCCUUCCAAGGUCCAUUUAACUUAUUCUUUGUACUUUACUAUUUCUUGUCACAUGUUUUGUAAUGUAUGUUAUUAGUAGGAUGUGAUAGUGAUGUGAUAAAUAAAUACACAGCCAUUUGGCGUGU